AUGGGAGUCUCAUUGAAAAGAUACAAUUCUCUCUACUCGCUUGCGAUAUUUGUCAAUCCAGUGGUUUUUCCCAGAAACGAAAACUUGUAUCUCAUUUGGAAUUUCAAGCUGCCAAAAGAUAAUGUGAUAUUUUGUGCCAAAGGAAGAAGCCGCGUCAUUCCCAUUAUACUCCCUUGUCUUACUUACCGUCACUUCAAAUCAUGGAAUCAAGUCGCUGACCUGUUCCUCAGUACCAAUAACAAAGGAAAAGGCAAACGAAAGCACAACACAGAUUGGACAGGAUGCGCUACAUCACUUUUCGCCAUCGCUUUUGGAGAGUCAAUCAAAACUGCUAUCGACCAUGACUCUGUGACAGGUGUCCUUACAAUCCAUAUCGUUGGCGUUCAUGCAUGUUUUUAUCUUUUACAAUUGAAGGCCGAUGGACUUUAUAUAAUGACUGAAAUUGGGACUGUGACAAUGCCAUUAUCAAUUGGUGAUCUCCGUGGAUAUCUAUCUUACAUGUCUGAUCUGAAAACUAUUCUGAAGUUAUUUGAAGAACAGUGUCUACCAAUAUAUGAGACAUCCAGGAAACGUCCAGGAGACAAAAUCAAGGUUACUCUCAAGGAUUCGAUCCAGUGCCAUAUACAAAACGUACAGACUCAAAAGUAUCUACAAUCAGCUGCAGCUGGUCAACCAUUAAUGUUAGGAAACACUGCAACAACGUGGACAAUUAACCCUGCACCUGGGUCAAGUCCAAUUAAUAGUACAAUUGCAGAUUCAGCAUCGGGUGUUUAUGCUACUGUAUAUGAAGCAGCACCAGGUGCAAUGAUAAUUGCUGGUACGCAAGAGUAUCUGUUCCUUUUCGACGACAAUGGUAUACAUCCACCAAACGAUCCAGACCUAUGUUGGAGUUCUGGGCAGAGCGAUGAUAUCGUCUUGGAGCCUUGUGACAACAGUGAUGCAGAACGCUUUACUUACAUACCUGUUGUUACAAGACAAUGA
Halteromyces radiatus is the source of this 981-nucleotide messenger RNA. RefSeq lists its product as uncharacterized. The record is from RefSeq and is a predicted model, not a curated record. The transcript has 8 exons. The coding region runs from base 1 to 981 and encodes 326 amino acids. Lineage: Eukaryota; Fungi; Mucoromycota; Mucoromycetes; Mucorales; Cunninghamellaceae.